AGGAGGAGCAGAAGCGCUCCAAGGCGGCCGCCAAGGGCGCGGUGAAGGCGCAGAAGGAGGCGGACAACUCCCUGAAGGUCACCAUGGUGGGCCGCCACAUGCGGCUGCUGCUCAGCAACUCGCUGGCCGCCAGCCCGCUGGGCGCAGCGCUGGUGGAGCAGGGGCCGCUGGCACGCGGCGGCGCGCGCGACCAGAACUUCGCGCAGGAGGUGCACCGGGACCUGCCGCUGGCGGGGAGGUACAGGUACUGCAUGUGGGGUUUGAGGCUGCCUGCCCCCGCUGCUGCGCGGCUGCUGGCGGCGGAGGGGUGCGCGCUGGAGGGAAGCAGCCUGGGGGACCCCGCGGGGACUGGGCUGCCCCUUGUGCUGUUCCCGCUGCUGGUGCUGGCGCUGUCCGGCGACGAGCUGCUGCGGCUGCUGGAGGCCGACAGUACGGCACCCCUGGCGGCGCUGUACGGCGAUGUACGGCGGGAGCACCCCUCGUGCUCGGUGGUGGUGUACGUGGUGGGGCUGGAGGAGGCGCUGCGGAGGAGGGAGCGGGCGAACAAGGUGCGCCGGGUCCCGGGGCGUGUGUAUGCUCCUAGGACGAUGGGAUGAGGAGGGGGGCAUGGGACGGAGCCAUGACGCAUGCAGCUUGCUGGAAAGACGCUGCUUAUACCAAGC
Astrephomene gubernaculifera is the source of this 662-nucleotide messenger RNA. The record is from the annotation of a GenBank genome assembly. NCBI's taxonomy places the organism in Eukaryota, Viridiplantae, Chlorophyta, Chlorophyceae, Chlamydomonadales, Astrephomenaceae.